AUGUCUGCUUUGAAGAACAACGAAGGCUUCGAAAAGCGGCAGAGCGCCGGCAUAGAGGGGCCGAAUGGCUACCCAGUCCCAAAUUCUGUUUCUCUGCUCAAUCCCUAUAUCUGUCUCAAGCAGUCUGAGUUGAGACGGAUACAACGCUCACGACUCAGUGCGGGGCGACCAACCCCACUUCUUCUCUGGCGAGAGGCACAGCGGUUUGCGCUGGCACGCGUGCUUAUGCAAAGGGCAAACAAUUUGAUAUUUGAUGAGGCCACAAGCGUCCAAGAUGCAGACACUGAGGCUCAUGAACCGCUGCUCCAAAUCAACUCUACAUCUCUUAUCAACUUCCAUCAACGAAAAUUGCCACGCGAAUACACCAACCUAUGCAAUCUCUGCCCCCGCUCAUUCCUCUUCGCCAUCGUCGCCAACGUCGGCCCCGGUGGCACCACCCGCACCCUAGUCAUCGCCUACCACCAGGGCAACGAUGACAUCUCAGGCGAGCAGACCUUCGUGUCGCGCGACGACUACUUUGUUUCAGAUACCCUCGCGCUGAUUGAAACAUUUCGGACCCCUCAGUCGCAGACCCAGUCUCAGUUCCAGGGCGCCGGCGAGCCCCAUGUGAAUCAGCGCCCCAGCGUCCCAGACACGCCACAGCCGCGGUUUCUUGUACCAGAGGGCUACUCCUGGGGCAAGCAGACAGAGCCGCAGCUUGUGCUGCCGUGGCGCGCCUGUGCCGAGUUCCCCUUUACAGCAACGUGCCUGAUACUGGAAUUACUGUGCGACUACAGCGACGGCGAAGACUAUGGUGCUUCCGUGAGACCUAAACUCAAGCGCAACAACCACCGCACGCGUCCGGGCGAUGUCCAGCUGCAAUCGCUGGCCACUUACGGCAUCGCAGCGUUUCUGAUUAGCUAUAUGGACGACGCGGAGUAUCAUGCCUAUGACUGCGAUCCUGUUGAGGAUCCGCCGCCUGAGAGGAGCCGGAUGUUGUGCGCACCAGCCGAGGCCUCGUGCGCUGUUGUCUAUUCGGCAGUGGUUGGGGGAGUACUUGAACUUUCACCACUUGAAGAAUGA
Messenger RNA from Aspergillus nidulans FGSC A4, 1062 nucleotides. RefSeq lists its product as uncharacterized. Bases 1 to 1062 code for a protein of 353 amino acids. Lineage: Eukaryota; Fungi; Ascomycota; Eurotiomycetes; Eurotiales; Aspergillaceae. The record is from RefSeq and is a predicted model, not a curated record. The transcript is spliced from 5 exons.